Molecule: messenger RNA, 564 nt
Organism: Jatropha curcas
Lineage: Eukaryota; Viridiplantae; Streptophyta; Magnoliopsida; Malpighiales; Euphorbiaceae
Source: RefSeq, a predicted model, not a curated record
AUGGUACCAUUGAAUCUUGGAGUUCAAUUUUCAUUUGUUCAUCUUAAAAUUCACGUUAUCUCUUUUUUCUUAUAUACCUCUCCAACACCAACAUAUGUGAAAAUUUGGAAAAGUAAAACAGUUGGGGAGUUCAAGCCAGAUCCAUAUCUAGCAACCCUAAUGAAUUGCAUGCUAUGGACUUUCUAUGCUACGCCAAUGGUCAAACCAGGCUGCACUCUUGUGAUUAUAAUCGAUGGUGUUGGACUUGCAUUGGCAGCCAUUUAUAUUGGCAUUUUCCUCUUAUAUGCACAAAGGAUGAAAGGAAAGCCAAAAUAUCCUACCUAUCAAGGGAGGAAGUUUAUUGUAACAAAGAGCGUCAACUACAUGCCGUUUUGUUUCUCGUUGGUAAGCUUUCUUAAUGCAGUCGUUCGGGCUCCAUAUGCUGUUAUAGAUAAACUCGAUCUCUAUAUUUUGAUUUCAAGUGGUCUUGGGGUAUUAUUGGGAAUAAUACAUCUAAUUAUAUAUGCUUGCUACUAUAAGGCUACCCCAAAAGAAGAUGAUCAGAUUGAGAAUGCAACUGUUUGA